Messenger RNA from Gadus macrocephalus (Pacific cod), 6770 nucleotides. RefSeq names its product glutamate receptor, metabotropic 5a (gene grm5a). The record is from RefSeq and is a predicted model, not a curated record. Gene Ontology annotation, molecular function: G protein-coupled receptor activity involved in regulation of postsynaptic membrane potential; adenylate cyclase inhibiting G protein-coupled glutamate receptor activity. Bases 466 to 4152 code for a protein of 1228 amino acids. Gene Ontology annotation, cellular component: postsynaptic density membrane. The transcript has 18 exons. Gene Ontology annotation, biological process: trans-synaptic signaling by endocannabinoid, modulating synaptic transmission; G protein-coupled glutamate receptor signaling pathway; regulation of synaptic transmission, glutamatergic. NCBI's taxonomy places the organism in Eukaryota, Metazoa, Chordata, Actinopteri, Gadiformes, Gadidae.
UAUGACUAGUGUGUGUGUGUGUGUGUGUGUGUGUGUGUGUGUGUGUGUGUGUGUGUGUGUGUGUGUGUGUGUGUGUGUGUGUGUGUGUGUGUGUGUGUGUGUGUGUGUGUGUGUGUGUGCGCGCGCGCGCGCGUGUGUAUGUGUCUGUGUGUGUGUGUGUGUGUGUGCGUGCGUGCGUGUGCGUCAGUUUGCUUUGGAAACAUGUUCCAACAGCGCGUUACAUGAUCUGCUGCUAUUUCCAGUUCUCUGUAACCAGGCACCGCGCUGAUAUGAAGAGGAGAGCAGCAGCAUCCAGACAUGUGGUCCUCCGAUGGGCUUCAGCCGGCACGCAAUUUACCCCGCAACUCACAGACCACUACUGAGCGAGACAGCCUUUAAAAAUCUGGACUCUGGAGGCACCAUGUCAAAGACAAGAGGAGCAUUACCACCCGGACCUUAAGAGGACAGCGGAAGAAGAAGACGAAAAUGAAGGGUGUGAGGAAGGGAUCCAGCAUGGGGGGCCACGCCGGGCUGUGUGUGAGAAUGCUGGCCGUCGCUGUGCUGUGGGGGUCUGACCUCGGGGGGCCAGGCGUAGGAGGGGGUCACGCUGUCGUGGCGGCCCAGGCCACCGAGAGGAGGGUGCUUGCACACAUCCCCGGUGACAUCAUCAUGGGCGCCCUGUUCUCUGUCCACCACCAACCCCCUGCGGACAAGGUCCAUGAGCGUAAGUGCGGGGCGGUGAGGGAGCAGUACGGCAUCCAGAGGGUGGAGGCCAUGAUGCACACCCUGGACCUGAUCAACGCAGACCCCAACCUGCUCCCCAACAUCACGCUGGGCUGUGAGAUCAGGGACUCGUGCUGGCACUCUGCCGUGGCUCUGGAGCAGAGCAUCGAGUUCAUCCGGGACACGCUGGUCUCCAACGAAGAGGAGGAGAGCCAGGCCAAGUGUCCCGGGGAGGACGGGUCCGUGGUGAUGCAGUCCAAGAAGCCCAUCGUGGGCCUGAUCGGACCGGGCUCCAGCUCCGUCGCCAUCCAGGUUCAGAACCUCCUCCAGCUGUUCAACAUCCCGCAGAUAGCCUACUCGGCCACCAGCAUGGACCUCAGCGACAAGAGCCUGUUCAAGUACUUCAUGAGGGUGGUCCCGUCAGACGCCCAGCAGGCCCGAGCCAUGGUGGACAUCGUCAAGCGCUACAACUGGAGCUACGUCUCCGCCAUACACACAGAAGGCAACUACGGCGAGAGCGGCAUGGAGGCAUUUAAGGACAUGGCUGCCGAGGAGGGAAUCUGCAUCGCCCACUCGGACAAGAUCUACAGCAACGCGGGCGAGCGGAGCUUCGACAAGCUGCUGGACAAAUUGCGGGGCCACCUUCCCAAGGCCAGAGUAGUGGCCUGCUUCUGCGAGGGCAUGACCGUCCGGGGCAUACUGAUGGCCAUGCGACGCCGCCACCUGGUCGGGGAGUUCCUGCUGGUGGGGAGCGACGGCUGGGCGGACAGGUCCGACGUCACCGACGGUUACCAGAGAGAGGCCGCGGGGGGCAUCACCAUCAAGCUGAAGUCGGCCUACGUCACCUGGUUUGACGACUACUACCUGAACCUGAAGCCCGAGACCAACCUCAGGAACCCCUGGUUCCCAGAGUUCUGGCAGCACCGCUUCCAGUGCCGGCUGCGGGGCUACCCGCAGGAGAACCCCGCCUACAACCGCACCUGCAACUGGAGAGAGUCUCUGCGCCAGCAGUACGCUCAGGACACCAAGAUGGGCUUCGUCAUCAACGCCAUCUACUCCAUGGCGUACGGCCUGCACGCCAUGCAGCAGUCCCUCUGUCCCGGCUACAAGGGUUUAUGCGGCGCCAUGCGGCCCAUCGACGGACGAAAGCUCCUGGAGUUCCUGAUGAAGACUAACUUCACCGGCGUGUCCGGAGAGACGAUCUACUUUGACGCCCACGGGGACUCCCCCGGCCGGUACGAGAUCAUGAACUUCAAGCACACGGGGGACAGCGAGUACAGCUACAUCCAUGUGGGCAGCUGGGACCAGGGCGGCCUGCGGAUGGACGACGACGAGAUCUGGACCAACAACAGUGACAUCAUCCAAUCGGUGUGCUCGGAACCCUGCCAGAGGGCACAGAUCAAGGUGAUCCGUAAAGGAGAGGUGAGCUGCUGUUGGACGUGCACGCCCUGCAAGGACAACGAGUUUGUCUUUGACGAGUACACCUGUCGAGCAUGUGUGCUAGGCUACUGGCCCACUGACGACCUCACCGGCUGCGAGCCAAUCCCAGUCCAGUAUGUCCGCUGGGGGGAUCCAGAGCCAAUCGCGGCCGUGGUCUUUGCCUGCCUGGGUCUCAUGGCUACCCUCUUUGUAACAUCCAUCUUUAUUAAGUUCUGGGACACCCCUGUGGUGAAGUCGUCCAGCCGUGAGCUGUGCUACAUCAUCCUGGCUGGGAUCUUCCUGGGCUACCUCUGCACCUUCAGCCUCAUCGCCAAGCCCCACGUGGUGCUCUGCUACCUCCAGCGGCUGGGCAUCGGGCUGUCCCCGGCCAUGAGCUACUCGGCCCUGGUCACAAAGACAAACCGCAUCGCACGGAUCCUGGCAGGCAGCAAGAAGAAGAUCUGCACCAAGAAACCUCGCUUCAUGUCGGCCUGUGCCCAGCUCGUCAUCGCCUUCAUCCUCAUACUGCUGCAGCUGGGCAUCAUCGUGGCCCUGCUGGUCAUAGAGCCCCCGCAGGUGAUCUACGACUACCCAAGCAUCCGGGAGGUCCACCUGAUCUGCAACCUGACCACCCUGGGGGUGGUGGCGCCGCUGGGCUACAACGGCCUGCUCAUCCUCAGCUGCACCUUCUACGCCUUCAAGACGCGCAACGUCCCGGCCAACUUCAACGAGGCAAAGUACAUCGCCUUCACCAUGUACACCACCUGCAUCAUCUGGCUGGCCUUCGUGCCCAUCUACUUCGGCUCCAACUACAAGAUCAUCACCAUGUGCUUCAGCGUCAGCCUCAGCGCCACCGUGGCGCUGUGCUGCAUGUUCGCCCCCAAGGUGUACAUCAUGCUCGCCAAGCCGGAGAAGAACGUGCGUAGCGCCUUCACCACCUCCACGGUGGUGCGCAUGCACGUGGGCGACGCCAAGACCGCGGCCAAGGCGGCCAAACCCACCAGCAGCAUGGCCAACAUGUUCCGGCGCCGCGACUCGGGACAGGGGAACGUCAGCUCCAACGGGAAGUCUCUGACGUGGGCCCAGAACGAGCGCAGCCAGCAGCGGCCCAACCUGUGGAAGAGGAUCUCCAUCCACGUGAAGAAGACGGAGGAGGUGGAGGUCAACCACACCGCCAUCAUCAAGCCCUUCUCCAAGGGGCCCGAGUCCCCCGUCGACACCGGCAGCCUCCACGUGGAGUACGAGGACGAGUCCCCCCUGACCACCUACCCGCCCUCCCCCCCGCCCUUCCACGCCCCGACCCCCGGCGGCCUGCGCGACGACGGGGCCCGGGGCCCCCAGGGGGACGGAGGGGCAGCGGCGCACCAGCAGGCCCUGCCGGCGUACUCCCCUGGGACCCCCCAGACGCUCGGCCGCAGGCUGCCUGAGGGCCGUGGAGGGGGGCCUGCCGCGGCGGCGGAGGAUCCAGGGGUGCCGGAGGAGGAGCUGGUGGACACCGGCGUGGGGGACAUCGGCGUGAGGAUGCUGGCCGGGCAGCCCCAGUGCUCAACCAUCAUGGACCAGAUCAGCAGCGUGGUGCACCGCUUCACCGCCAACAUCAGUGAGCUCAACACCAUGAUGCUCCCCGGGUCGCCACCGGGGGGCGCCACCGGGUGCGCCGCCGUCCCGGGGCCCGGCACCUUCAUCCCCGGCCCGGAGGUCAGCGCCUGCGGGCCGCCCCCCGCCCUGAUGCCCCGGGCCCGGCCGAGCGGCUCCGCCGUCACCGCGUACGCCCAGGUGUCGGCCAGCAGCGCCGCCCCCGGCGAGAACCCGCGACCGAUGAUGUACGAGCGCAUGGCCGGCGUGUGCGCCAACGGCCGGAGGUCCAGGAAUACGGAGGAGCUGGUCGCACUGACUCCCCCGUCCCCGUUCAGAGACCUGUCCAUGGGCUCCAACAGCGACUCGCCUCCCCCGUCUCUCUCGCCGGCCUCGGAGGAGGAUUACGACCAGCUCCUGCUGCGGCACUAUACCCAGAGCUCGUCCUCCCUCUAGACCGGCUGGCCUCUAGCCAGCACCGCAGUUUAACGCUGUCUCGCCGGAAAAAUGGAAACAGAGAAGGCACCAUUUAAGUGGUCUUUUUAAAUUCCCUAUAGUUAGUAGGGUUUUUCCCAAUUUGUAUUCUGAUUCUGAGUUGCCUCGUUUAGACAUGAGAAAUAUACACCCCUAUGAACAGUAUAGGGUAGGCCUAAUGAAGGGUUUACACCCCGGUAUUGUAAACCUUUUCACCAUGUGGUUGACUUUCAUCGUAAUUGCUUUGUUUUUUCAACAGGAAUGAGCUUGCCGACUUAAUGAGAUUUAUAAUACAUUUUUACUUUCAGACGAUGAGAAGAGCUAUAGACUUGCAUGACAAGAGAGAGGUCGUCGCAACGUGAUGUCAGAGCACCAACCCCUGCUCUGAUUAAAAAUAGGACACUUUCCUCCUAAAACAUGAAACGUACGUGUGUCAUUAAGCAGUCUAGCAGUUUACAUUAUGGAUGUACUAAAGUUUAAACCAUAUACAAUUUUUUUAUAUAUAAAAGUAAAAUAAAUAAGCGUGUACUUUUCUGUUUUUAAAACAGACUUUUACUAAUAGCACUUCUGUUGUGGAAAAUGUUUUGUUUUUGUGUGGAGAAGAUGCUCUUGCUGCUACCGUUUCUAUUGAUCACAGGACGAUAAACUUGCUAGCAUAAUGACUCAACCUACACAGCAGGAGAGAAAGGGAACAUUCUGUGUUUCACAACACAGGGCGGCUGUGUGAAGUGUGCUUCCUUUUAUUUCUCUGGAGAGAUGAAUGAAUAUCUACGUAAACGAGAAGAAAAUCUAUGUUAAAAUGGCAAGAAACUAUUUGAAGGUCAGUGAAUUUUUUAGUGGACUCCAUACAUGUCAACAUGUGGCAAUGGUUAAAUGUAGAAUGUAUGUCUGACAGAACAAAGUGGACCAAAACAAUGUUGCACCUCAGGAUGUUUUGAACAAACUGUUAUUAAUUAUUCAUUAUUAUGUGAUGAUUGCAUAUAUUAAUAUGUAUUUUCUUGGCUAAAGUCAUCAGAUCAAAAGUCAACCAGAACUUGCAUGAUGCCUUCAUUUCCUUUUAAUCGGGAUAAGUUGUUUUGUGUUGAGUAGCCUAUGGUGUGUGUUUAAGUUGUUUUAACAUUCCGAUCUGGUUAUUGUAUUCAGUUCUGUUUCAGAUAAUGGGUUACAUGAAUGAUACUAGUAACUGAAUAGGGGCGGAAGACAAUAGAAGGAGGGUUUGCUUAUGAGGAAGAGGAAGCCAUUGUUCAGAUAUGUAUCUCUCAAGCCCUUUGGUGUGUUAUGCACAGAUGGUGGUUAUAAAUGUUGCCAGCAUUUUAAACUAGGACUGAUGUUCUGCAUUUUCAUGGCAUGACGUCUAUGGCUAUGUUAUUGUUGACACUUUUCCAAACCAUUUGUCAAAUGGAAAACAUUGAAUACUUAAAUUAGGCUUUGAAAUGCAUGGGCUUGAUUAUGCUGACAACGUGUGUUUUAGUAUUUAAGUUAGUCCUUGGAUUCAAACUCAGUAACUCCCUUAAUAUUGGUGUGCUUUCUAAACAGUUUUGACUGUUGCUUCCCUACUGCCCUACCAAGCAGUGUGUACCAGGCUUUUUAUUUAUAUUCUAGAUUUGAAUGAAGAUUACUACCAUAUAUGCAUGCCUCAGAAGACAAUGUCUGUUCCAACAGCUGCUUUGUGCCAAUAUCCAUGUGAGAAAGACCACUGGCUUUCUCUCUUUUCAUCUGCCUUUAAACUGUUGUGUGAUGCAUACAAACAAUGGAUCUAUCUAUCUAUCUAUCUAUCUAUCUAUCUAUCUAUCUAUCUAUCUAUCUAUCUAUCUAUCUAUCUAUCUAUCUAUCUAUCUAUCUAUCUAUCUAUCUAUCUAUCUAUCUAUCUAUCUAUCUCUAUCUCUAUCUCUAUCUCUAUCUAUCUAUCUAUCUAUCUAUCUAUCUAUCUAUCUAUCUAUCUAUCUAUCUAUCUAUCUAUCUAUCUAUCUAUCUAUCUAUCUAUCUAUCUAUCUAUCUAUCUAUCUAUCUAUCUAUCUAUCUAUCUAUCCAUCUAUCCAUCUAUCCAUCUAUCCAUCUAUCCAUCUAUCCAUCCAUCUAUCCAUCCAUCCAUCCAUCUAUCCACCUACCUAUAUAUCUGUCUGUCCAUCUGAUUGUAUGUUUCUGUCUGUCCUUCGUUACAUCUGGGAGUGUUAUAAAAACAAUUUUCUGAUUAUUUAAUUAAUUACUUCACAUUUCAUCUUUAAUAUGAACCGUGUGUCAUAAUAUUUGUUUGAAAUUCUAAGCGUUUUUGUUUUUAUAAAUAUCAUUUGUUGCUGUAUUCUUGCUUUUCAUUUUAAUAUUAAAUGUUUUAAAUACAGGUUGUCUACGUUUGUUUUUGUUUGUAAGCAUACCUGUAACAACAUUAUUAGCAUUAGGGUAGGCCUAUUAUUAUCUAUCAUUUAUCGUGGGGCAUUAAUAAUCUAGGCAUACGAUCUUAAUUUAUUUUUUACACCAAUUUACAAACCAGUGUAUACAGAUCAUAAAAGUUAUUCUCAAUCAGAACUAUUGGAAAUAGAUCAAAUACUGUACAACAUGUUUUUAUCAGGAGUUGUGUGCCUCGAUUCAUUGAUCAAGUCGUA